Manduca sexta (tobacco hornworm) is the source of this 6258-nucleotide messenger RNA. RefSeq names its product synaptotagmin-16 (gene Syt14). The record is from RefSeq and is a predicted model, not a curated record. NCBI's taxonomy places the organism in Eukaryota, Metazoa, Arthropoda, Insecta, Lepidoptera, Sphingidae. Bases 709 to 2265 code for a protein of 518 amino acids. The transcript is spliced from 11 exons.
CUUUUUUUUGUAUGUAAGCAAGUGCAGUUUUGAGGAUGUGCACCACCAGGUGACGAAUGAGUAUGAUGCAGAUUCAAUACCCAUUUUCAGUAGCCCCAGUCGCUGGCACCUCUCCAACGUCCUAAUUCUACCGUUUGUGUAAUCCACGCGUACCGCUGCUACCUACACAAAUUUCCGUAAUGUGUUGUUUCUAAAGUCCUCAUAAAUUAAGUUCCGUGUAAAUCCGAGUGUGCAGUUCUAAUAAAAUCCCUAUAACUUUACCUAUCUAAUGGCAAUUAAUAAAUUAAUUUCUUGUUAAGUUCACCGUUUUUGCAGUAAAAAGUAUUGCGUUUCUCGUCUUGUCGAUUUAUGUGUAGACUUUUAUAAUCCCCAAGAGCUCGCCAUUAGACAGGCACGUGCCGCCUUUGGCCUUGACGACAGUCGUGCCUAUAGCUAUCUAGUUACGUUUAACGAAGGUACAUUUGUAUGAAAGGUCCUUCGUCCUAUAGCCGCGCAGAAAAUUCCACACGCCCCGGCGUGCCCCUUGCGCACCGCGCAUGUGCAGCUUUGACAGCGCGACCGUGCCAACACGUCCUAAUUUUCCUCGCUUUGCUUUGUAGCAUAUUCAACACGGAAAAUAUCUUAUGUUUUGUUCACGCCACCCGCGAAACGCCGUGCUGGGUGUAUAAAAGCGCAGCGAUGCGCCCAGCAGGGCUCGACUGAGCCACAAUGGUGGCGAAUGUCGGCGUCGUCAAUCCAAUAAAUGUGGAGGCGACGGCGUACAUAAGCGCGGUAGCGGCGUUCGCCGCCGUGGUGCUGGUGGUGCUGCUGUUCCUGGGCCGGCGCUGGUGCUACUCCGCCGUCGCCAGCCGCAAGGCCUGCUGCGAUGAGAUACUCGACGUGAACCCACCACCUGCCGCGCCUUGUCUACCGAUCGACAAUGUUCACUUUGAUGCUUUGUCGAAACCGAUCCAUUACCCCGAACGCGUUUUCGCGUUUGAGACUUCCGACUCAGAUGAGGAACUGCGUAUGCGCAUCCAACAGGGACAGUCUAAGGAAGAAGUCGAGUGCCACUAUGAGGAGAAGAACGAGAACGCCUCCCAGCCGAUCAAGGUGGACGUGGAACUGGUGGAGACAGCCCUGAGGGAGACCAGCAUCCGGGAGACGAAGAUCGACGAGGUGCUGCCGCAGCGAGCUGAGUAUAUCCACACUCUAGAAGCGCAGAGCAGUGUGGAUAGUGAUGUUAUCGCGCAUAAUGACACGUCGCUGCUUUGUGGCGAGAGCAGUAGCUCCCAAGAGCGCGGUUCUGUCGAACUGACGAUCCUGUACGACGCUCCCGUUCGUAGCAUGACCGUGCAUGUAUUACAGGCGCGCUCCUUACCACAGAAAAAUCAGGGACAAAUUCUACAGAGCCAGGUUCGCGUAGUUCUUCUGCCUUUAAAAAAGCAGAAGUUCAAAUCGAAAAUACGAAACGGUGAAAAUCCCCAGUACAUGGAAAGUUUCGUUUUGCACAAAAUUAAUCCAGAGGAUGUAUACGGGUUGGGUCUGCGCAUCCGUGUGUACGGGUGUGAGCGCAUGCGUCGUCAUCGGCUUCUGGGCGAGGCUGCCAUCUCCUUCGCUACGCUCAACCUUGAGCUCGAGAACAGUCUAUGGCUGCAACUGUCACCACGCCAACAUCAUCAGGCUAGUUUGCAUCUUCCCAAACUGGACAUAAAUCAGUCUAUAACAGGCGUCCUGGCGAGUCCAUCUUCUCUAACUACAGCGACGACUCCGUCUGGUGCGGGCGUGGGUGCGGGUGCUGGCGGCGAGGCGUGCAGCCUGGCGCGCUCCGACUCCGCGUCCUCCUGCUGCAGCACCAGGUCUGCGCCGGAGCUGUUGCUGGGCCUGCAGUAUAACUCAACCACGGGUCAUCUGUCCGUUGAGGUGAUAAAGGGCACACAUUUCCGCAAGCUGUCGCCGAACAAGGCGCCGGACACGUAUGUAAAACUGUGCCUCAUCAGUUCACUAGGCAUGGAGAUGGGCCGCUGCAAGUCCACCACCCGCCGCGCACAGUCCAACCCGCUCUACAAGGAACUUUUUAUCUUUCAGGUGGCGCUAUUCCAACUGAGCGAGGUAACGCUGAUGGUCUCGGUGUGGUGGAGACGCAGCGUGAAGCGCAACGAGAUGGUAGGCUGGUUCUCGCUGGGACACAGCUCCUCCGGCCGGGAGGAAGAGCGCCACUGGAAGGAGCUUUGCGAGCGACAGGGCGAACAGGUUCAGCGCUGGCACGUGCUGCUGGACUCCUGACGGUCGCUGACUUAGCGCGGGGACGCGCACGCUUGAGCUUCUGUAUCGCGGACGCCGCGCCGUCCGGCCGCGCCGCGCCACGGCUCGCGACCGGCCCGCCCCGCCGCGGCCCGGCCCGCACGCGCCACGAGCGGCUUGCACUUCCACAUCCACCACUCUCGAGUUGUUUCGGUGCGUCACGCACGACACGGCACUUCGCUUUUGUCCAUGCCGACUUUAUGCGUGUCUUUCACAACUUGAUUUUCAUUCGGUGUGAUGUUUAAUCGUUUCUGCACGGAGUUUUUUGGAGGGCAUGUUUAUGACUGAAUGUAUCGAUGAUAUUAUGUACGGCGAAAGAUAUUUUGAAAAUGUGUAACGCUUUAUUGAUUAAAGGAACGCAUUAGCAAGGAAUUGUAAUGUUCCGAUAAUUUGUAACAAAAUUUUCGUCUUGGGUUGAAAGUGUUCCGUGUAGUUUUACUUGCAAACAAUGGAACACAGAUGUUUUGUAGCAUAUACUCGUACUUGUAUAAUGAUGAUGAAGACUUGGAGCGCACAAUACAUGUGAGAUAGGAUAAUGUUCUAGAGGGAUAUUUAUUAAAUAUUAAUGUACCAACACAUACCGAUAUUAAAUAUUCUAGUAUGUCUGAUAUAUUGUACCUACUUUGUAUUUUUAAGAUUAACAUUUUUGUAUUGUAUUUAUGAAACGGUCGUUUCUAGUCAUUAUCAAAUAUUUAAUAGUUUCCAACGCUUUUCUAUUAAUUAUAAAAAUUUCAUUCUUAUAUAAAUAGAUAUAAGCUGCGACAAACCAAAUUCUUCGGUUAAUCUUCUGGUAAAAAAUAAAUAUGUCUAUUCCAUUAAAGAAUCCAUAACCUUAACUAUUUGACUACUUUUGAAUUCGGUAUACGUGUAUACUUACAUUUUCAUUUCUGAAAUAUUAAAAAACAUAUUUGACACGUUCAUCAAUCCACACCAAAUAAAUACUUACCCAUUUGAAUUUUAUGAAUUUAGUCAAUUUUAGAUGCUUAGUUAAAUUUCAUAUAUAAAAAUAUAUUUUAACUCGAUAUAUUAAAGUUAUUUCUCUCGAGUCUCCACAUAUUCGUAAUAUUAAGUUUCGUUCUUAGAUGUUAUUGCUCAACGUUUUUAAACGCGAUGUGCUUGAAUUACUAUUUUUUUCCUUAGAAACCUCAGUAUAUUUUAUGUCAAAAACGUACUUUUGUAACAAGUGAUUUGUGGUUUGGUAAUUUUAUAGAUAUAGGAGAGCCUUGAACAAUAAUAGUGAAUUUAAUGCAAAUUAACACUGCAUCAGUACAUAUUCUUAAAAGAGAUAGGUUAGUAUAUUAUUUAUGGUCAAUCCGUCUUUGAUCUUUAAAUAUGACACACAUUGGGCCGACAGUCCUAUUUUUUGCCCCUGAAUAGGGUUGCCAUCCGUCCGGAAUUCCCUGGAUUUAUCCUAGUUUGAUGGGCCUCCGGGGGCCGUCCGGCAUAGGUUUUUAAAGUGUUCACUUAGUGGACACUUUUGUUGUCAGGGGAAAUCCAGUUUUUAUAGACAUGAGAUAAAUUUAAAUAAAUCUUAGUAAAAAAAAACUGUAUAAAUGAAUAAAAAUUAUAGCGAUGUUUUUAUUUUCGUUGCAAAAAAUAUUUUUUAGAGGGGACAAACCCAUAUUCCGCUCAAAUGUCCGGGAUUUUUCCCGUGUCUAUCCGGCGUCUGCAAUUUAGAUGAUGGCAGCCCUACCUGAACCCUUUGUUAGCUAUCUAUGCUACUGUUUGUACUUAGAGGGUUCCCAUAGGUAUUUAAGGGGCCUGUGUGUUAUUAAAAGUGAAUGCCUCGUAUACAGCUCGCUAGUUACUAAAGUACGCUUUCUAACUUGACAUUUCUAUUAGCUAUUUGACGUAUGACGCCAUUAAAUCUAGUGCUUUAUAAAUAUUGACCAAUGGUAUAUAUUAUAAUUGUGAAUUUUAUAUGUAUUAUUGGUGUUUCACUUUGUGUAAUAAGUAUAAAAGAAUAUAGUAUAGACGUAUAUACGACUACGUAUCAGACGCAACAAUUUAUAGCUGAUAAAAAUAAUUCUCAUAUUUUUGUUUUAAUUGAAAGAUAUAUUUAUAGUUCUAUAGAGUAAUGUUUAGUCGUAAUUUUCCUUAUACUGUGCGAGGAUACAAAAUUCCUCAUUUUUCUUAUCACUAUUAUCACAAUUAAAAAUAACAAUGAUAUUAUUGUUCUGCUAUGAAAUUAGUACUUAUAAGUAUACAUUAUUCAAAACUGUUAUUAAAUAUUUUAAACAACCAAUCAUAUAAAUAUUGCGUAAAAAUAAAAUUAUUUAUAUUUAUGGGAAAAAAUAGGAUCUAUAUAUGAUUAAAAUGUAUAAUUUUAAUAUAUUUACAAGUACAUAAUUUAUUUACAGAUAUUAAUACUUUAGUGCGUGGAUAUUUCAUUUGUAUUUUUUAAGUAAUUUGUAGGCAACAGAUUACUAUUUACAACCAAAAUGCCAAAUCAUAGGACCUGCUGUAAGUAUCAGCUAUUUAUAAAGCCCAAGUAAAAUGUGAUAGAGCAACUAAGGGGAUAUUUGGUGAAAUACUCAUGAAGAAUAUCAUCAACUAUGCAUAUUAUUUUGUAGAAUAAAUAUAUUUAUACAAAAUGUACAGGUGCGGAUUUAGACUUAUUCUUUUCAAUAAUCAUGAGUUGUUUUUUCUGGCUUUGGAUAUAUUUCUGAUUAUAAGUUGUACUAUUAUAAUGAAUCAAUUUAGAAUUUGAACGCGUUACCGCGACUCUGCGAUAAAAGUAAGAAAAAAUAAAAAAAGCGAAAAAGAAAACUAUUAAAUAAAAAAUAUAUAUCUCAAUGAUACGACUAUACCUCAACUCAACCUUUUUCUCGGGGUACAGAGACUUGUGAGUUGUGUACCACAAGGAAAAUCAUUGACAUUAAAUUUCUCAAUGUCCACGUAAUUAAAAUAAAGGUUUUUAGUAAUAAUAAUAAAUAUUAACUGAUUUUAUUCUUAGGGUUAUCAGUAGAGUUGGGUAGGACAUGACAUGAAAAAGUGUUUGUAAAAGUAGCCUCUUUUUAGCAUUGAGCCGGUACAACGUCCUACUUAAAAUGAGGCGAGACGUAAUGAGGCUCGGCGCUUCAAUGCGUAUCUUACAGUAUUUUGUAAUGUUAACCCUCAAAAUAUUUCCCUCUUGCUCGCGACUCGAAACGCAGUAAUGUAAUGUUCAUUGUAAAAUAACGUCAUAUUGUAAUUUGUAGCAUGCGGUUCUCUACCUCACUGUCCUCGUCCUACAGUUUACCAGAGACGGAGAAUAAGUAACGCGACUGCCGCGACAUAAAAUUUGAAGUAGUACAAUAUAAAGUUUGAGCCACUCUUACAUUUUGACGUCAUGUCCCGGACAAAUGUACCGCCUCUUGUAUGUCCUACUCAACAUUAGUUAUCAGUUAGCACAAAACUCAAGCAAUUGUGGGAGAGUUUCUUCAGAUUUUGUGAGAUAUUUAAAUACAAAAAAAGUAAUAUUUUUUAUUAUUUAUUUUAUUUACACAUUUAUUUCCAUAUCAACACACAGCUAUUACAGGUUACACCCAAGUCUACCGGCGGAAUGAUAUAGUAUAAUAUAUUUGAAUUUGUGCCACUUACACAUGCUCGUAGGCUACAGUUUGAGAAAGUAUAGCUGAACCAACACGUCAUAAUAAUUAAUUUGGUAAAACAUUAUUAUCAGAUACUAUCAUUUAAAAGUACUUUAGAUUUUAUGAAUAUCUCUAAAAUCGUAUCUGAUUUAGUGUGUUUCUAUUCUUAAUGUUUAAAUUCUUAAUGUUAUAAAAAUUGUUUUAAUUAAACACAGCACUAUGUAUGUGACUGACCGAGUGUUUGCACAUUAUUUGAUCUUGUCAUCUAUAUAAUAAAAUAAAUGAAAUUGUUUCCGGAAUAUAAAUGUUCUUAACAUAAAAAAAAACUUUGAAAUUGUUACCAAUAUUAUAAAGUAUGUAAUGAGGAUUUCUCAAUAAAAAUCACUUUAUACAUUUUUCCUAA